Messenger RNA from Dreissena polymorpha, 1107 nucleotides. RefSeq lists its product as uncharacterized. Gene Ontology annotation, cellular component: membrane. Lineage: Eukaryota; Metazoa; Mollusca; Bivalvia; Myida; Dreissenidae. The transcript has 2 exons. Gene Ontology annotation, biological process: transmembrane transport. The record is from RefSeq and is a predicted model, not a curated record. Bases 1 to 1107 code for a protein of 368 amino acids. Gene Ontology annotation, molecular function: transmembrane transporter activity.
AUGGCCGUGGUGUUGAUCGUGGUGGUCGUCAUGGUGGUUGUCGUGGUGGUUGCAGUGGUGGUUGUGAUGGUGGUCGUGGUGGUCGAUGUUGUGGUCGUAAUGGUAGCCGUGAUGGUUGUCGAUGUUGUGGUCGUCAUGGUGGUUGUCGUGGUGGUUGCAGUGGUGGUUGUGAUGGUGGUCGUGGUGGUCGAUGUUGUGGUCGUAAUGGUAGCCGUGAUGGUUGUCGAUGUUGUGGUCGUGAUGGUGGUCGUGAAGGUAGUCGUGAUGGUUGUCGAUGUUGUGGUCGUUGUGGUAGCCGUGAUGGUUGAUGAUGUUGUGGUCGUGGUGGUAGCCGUGAUGGUUGUCGUGGUGGUAGUCGUGACGGUGGUCGUGAUGUUGGUCGUGAUGGUUGUCGAUGUUGUGGUCGUAGUGGUAGCCGUGAUGGUUGUCGAUGUUGUGGUCGUGCUGUUGGUCGUGAUGGUUGUCGAUGUUGUGGUCGUGAUGGUUGUCGUGAUGGUUGUCGUGAUGGUUGUCGUGAUGGUUGUCAUGAUGGUUGUCGUGAUGGUUGUCGUGAUGGUGGUCGUGAUGGUGGUCGUGAUGGUGGUCGUGAUGGUGGUCGUGAUGGUGGUCGUGGUGGUGAUCGUGAUGGCUGUUAUGAUGGUUGUCGUGAUGGUUUUCGUGAUGGUGGUCGUGGUGGUGGUCGUGAUGGUGGUCGUGAUGGUUGUCGUGAUGGUUGUCGUGAUGGUGGUCGUGAUGGUGGUCGUGAUGGUGGCCGUGGUGGUGUUCGUGAUGGUGGUCGUGAUGGUUGUCGUGAUGGUUGUCGUGAUGUUGGUCGUGAUGGUGGUCAUGGUGGUGGUCGUGAUGGUGGUCGUGAUGGUGGUCGUGAUGGUGGUCGUGAUGGUUAUCGUGGUUGUGGUCGUGAUGGUGGUCGUGAUGGUGGUCGUGAUGGUUGACGAUGUUGUGGUUGUGGUGGUGGUCGUGAUGGUGGUCGUGGUGGUGGUCGUGAUGGUUGUCGAUGUUGUAGUCGUGGUGGUGGUCGUGAUGGUUGUCGUGGUUUUGAUCGUGAUGGUGGUCGUGAUGGUGGUCGUGAUAGUUGUCGAUGUUGUGGUCGUGGUGGUGGUCGUUUGA